Messenger RNA from Phytomonas sp. Hart1, 1128 nucleotides. NCBI's taxonomy places the organism in Eukaryota, Euglenozoa, Kinetoplastea, Trypanosomatida, Trypanosomatidae. The record is from the annotation of a GenBank genome assembly.
AUGAACUGUGCGGGGAAGAUUCCACUUUAUUACGAGCGUUUAGGGGUUCACCCUUCUAUUAGCGCGGCGGAUCUUUCUCGAUGCUACAAGAAGCUCUCGCUGGAGCUGCAUCCGGAUCGCGUUACCUACCGGUCAAAUACGCCAGUUGAGGCGGACAGACAACGCUACCAACAGAUUACUGAGGCCUACAACGUUCUUUCGGACCCGUCGAGUCGAGCUGCCUACGAUACUCGCCAUGGCGUGAACUUCCACGCGCGCCUCUCCGCCCUACGGGAGACGAUCACUUCGCACAAUACCGGCGCGACGCGCCCCCUCGCCGACCGGGGCGCGCGGCGGCGGGACAGAUCCUCCGACUCCCCCUUCCGCCAUCCCUCCCUGAGGGACGAGGACUACGACCCAGAAGACUCCACCACCGAGAACAAUGCCCCAGAAGACUAUUCCACAGAGGACUACGCCCCAGAGGAUUACACCCUAGAGGACUACGCCCCGGCCGACCCCACACGGCCUCCGCGGGCCUUCGCGCUUGAGCGCGUGGGCCUGGCGCAGCCCCAGGGGCGCUACUCUAGCGCUACAGUCCGCCACGCCAAGGGAAAUCUAAAAAGCAAUCUUAGGGGCAAUGACAAUAGUGUCUGUAACAGAAAUGACAAUGACAAUAGUAAAGGCGGCUGGGGCCUGCUGCUGUGCGGCGACAUCCUUCUGAGCUGCCCGUCCCACGCGGCGGUCCCCUUCCCUGCCAGGGUCGUGCAGGUGGACGGGCGGGCAUGGCGCCGCGCGGAGGGAGGGCCGCUGCCAUCGUGUGACGGGGUGGAUGAGCUCCAGCUUACUCUCCUCUACGAUGUCGAAGUGUGGCGGCUUGUGGGAGAUUUCGCGCUGCUGCGCGAUCCUGCUGUCCUGGACGGGCUGGUGCCGCCAGGCCAGAUUGUCUCGGCGUUGCCGAGCCUCGGCAUGAACGCCUCUGUGCUGACCGUCAACGGGACGCCUGUGAGCGAUGCCAACGAGCUGCGCCAUCUUUUGGGUUCCAUCGCAGCGGAGGGCUCAUUGUGCAAGCCGUCCAAGGAGCCCUUGCCGUGGCCGUUAACUGUUACUCUUGAGUGCGUAACUCUAGAAGGGCCCACGGAGGGUGAAUGA